Bursaphelenchus xylophilus (pine wood nematode) is the source of this 11430-nucleotide messenger RNA. The record is from the annotation of a GenBank genome assembly. NCBI's taxonomy places the organism in Eukaryota, Metazoa, Nematoda, Chromadorea, Rhabditida, Aphelenchoididae.
AUGGCACCGAUAAUCGACCGAUUCAAGAGCUUUUUUCGAGGCGGUUCACAGCCAUCGACGGUGAAACGACCUCUCACCCACGUUAUCAAAUAUGAUGUGGAUCCUUCGGCCGAAUGGCAAGUGAUAGGAGAAUUAGGCGAUGGGGCAUUUGGGAUGGUCCAGAAGGUCGUGAAGAUCAACGAUCCGGGAAGAUUUGCCGCUGCUAAGGUAUGCUUUUGAUGUUGUGCUUGUUUCGCUUUUAGGUAGAAGAAAACAUCGUCGAAUAUCGAGAUGAGUAGCUAAUUUUAAUGUUUUAGUGCAUCACCCUGGAAGACGGCGAGGAACUGGAGGAUUUGGUAAUUGAAAUUGCGAUCCUCAGUGCGUACCCUCAUCAAAAUGUCGUCGGGUUGAUUGAUGCAUACUUCAUGGAUAACAAGAUUAGUGUAGGUCCAUUUUAGCCUUAAAUCUUGGCUUGGCUAUCUUCUAAAUAUGAAGUACAAUAUAAUGAAGAGUUGUUUUCAGAUGAUGUUAGAGUUCUGUGCAGGUGGCGCUGUGGAUGAUAUUAUGUUAGAGCUGGGAAAGCCCCUAACGGAAUCUCAGAUCUGCUACAUCACGCAUUAUGUUGUUAUUGCACUGGAGUAUCUUCACGCGAACCUUGUAAUACAUCGAGAUUUGAAAGCUGGAAACAUAUUGUUGACUUCCGAUGGAACGAUAAAAUUGGCUGAUUUUGGAGUUUCGGCAAUGAUGAAAGAAAAACAGGACAAGAGAAACAGUUUCAUUGGGACUCCAUAUUGGUAAGGGAAUUGGGAAAGGGAUUUUGGGGGGAAAUCAUGCGUUUUUCUAAAAAUGUUGGUCUAGAAAAGGUAUUACAAUUAAAUUUUUUAUUUUUAAUAGCGAUUUAGACAGUUUGUAUGGUCUAAGAUAAUUUCUAAUGCCCUAAAAAAAGAGUAGAGCAAAUUUUACUCGGGAAAAAUAUAAAACAAACUCCUCUUCCCUUCAUUUUUCUCACUCCGUUUUCUCGAGGGAAAAUACAACGGAAAAGAAGAACGAAGCGGGGCGUGGCUGAAUGGUCUAGUGGUAUGAUUCUCGCUUCGGGUGCGAGAGGUCCCGGUUUCAAUUACCGGUUCAGCCCAAAUUCUAUUUUUUUGGAGUUUUUGGUUAAAGAUUUGCAUAUUUUAGUUUUGCAAAAAUAUUUUUUGAUGCUUGCAAAGAACAUUGCUACUUUUCCAAGAAUAAAAAAGUGAAUAUGCGGGUUUUAAUUUCCCGUUUUUUCCUUCAGGAUGGCCCCGGAAGUCAUGGUGUGCGAAACUUUCAAGGACAAGCCAUAUGAUUGCAUCGCGGACGUCUGGUCGCUUGGAAUCACUUGCAUAGAGAUGGCUCAGAUGGACCCACCCAACUAUCAAGUCAGCGCGAUGAGAGUGGUGAUCAAAAUCCAGAAAUCGGACCCACCAAAAUUCGACGAUCCAAAGAAAUGGUCGGCCUUUUUGAAUGAUUUUGUGGCUUGUUGUCUGGUCAAAAAUCCGAAUGAACGGCCGUCAGCAAGGGAUUUGAAGACUGUAAGUUGUGGUUUAGAUAAUUUUUGAGCGUUUUAGAAUUUGAAUUAAAUGAAAAAUUAAUCCAAAUAUUAUUUUAGCACCCAUUCAUCAAAGAUACCCCGGAUCGACGCCCAAUUAUGGCCUUGCUCAGCGAGAAGAACGCUGACAUUGUGGACGAAGAGGUCUUGAUGGAAGAAACGGCCUCGGUCGAUGAGUCCGGGUCCGUGAAAACGGUCGAUUUCGAAUCCGACGUGGAGUCGCAUAAAAUUUCACCGAAUAAUUCGGGCGAUUUCUCAAAUCCACAAAAAAGACUGGCCGAUAAAAUUUCUCCGGAAGCAACUCCAGUGGCUUCAGAAGCUCAGAAGGUCGCGAAGAAACGAUUUGCAGCCCCAAAACCGCCUGAACAUGGAGAAGACGGGACUCCGUUGGCCAGAGAUCAGCCUGAUCGGGUGUUUAAUGGAGUAAAGGUGGAGAAAAAAGAGAUUAGAAAUAAUGGAGAUGUAAGUGUUUGAUUAUUUGUGAGAUUUUCGGGGAGUUUUUGGACUUGUGACGAAGAUUUGGACCUAAAUUAUAUUAUUUUAGGUCCCAAAUGCAACUCUAACCGAAACCCCGACCCGACCGGCCCUGUCAAAGAGCGCGACGAGAUACGAAGAGCCUCUAACGGAACUUCAGAUCACUGGAGAGGAUAGCCCCAGGCAUAAAAGGAACAUUUCGCCCGGAAAACAGGCCAUCGAAAUUUUGGAUGACCUCUACAAUGCUCUGGAUAAUGAUGAAGGUGAGUGGAAAUUGUUAAUUUUGUAUGUUUGAAAUUUUUAGAAAAUCAAGUCCAAGAGAGCACGGAAAUUUUCACGGAAGAAGAGAACCCCUCAAACGGAAGAUCCGAGCCAAAAUCGAAUCGAAAUUCCCAUCUUAUUCAUGCUUACGGCCACGAAUAUGAGCCAGAGACCUCACAGGAGAACUCCUUCAUCGCAUCGAAUGGUCGGCCGACUUCGAAGAUUGGCCAGAUUGCCAGGGAAAAUCAACCUGUCAAUUUGAUGGUCAAUCAGGAAGAUGAGGUAAAAUUUGGAUAUAUCUUUGUUGAUUGAGGUGUUUAUUAGUGUUAAAAGGCUAAUCAAAGUGCAUUUUAGGUGUCGUUCACCCGUUCGAAUCGAUCCUCAGCCCCUACUCUUGAUCAUCAACGAGUUCCUGAUGUUAAACACCCACCUCAUAUGGCAGCAACCCAUUCUCAAUCAUUUGACGAUCAAAAACCUCGCCCAACAUAUCACAGAUUGGAAGAAGGCCUAAAACCCUCGGAUUCCCUCCCAAAUACCUUCAAUGCAUCCCUGGAAAGGAAGGCGAAACUCCCAAUGAAUCACAAAUUAGGCCAGAUGAUGGAGAGGAUCGAAAGGGUCGAACCGACGGUCAGAAGUCGAGAACCGAGCGGAGAUUCGAGCAGAAGAAGGUUUGAGGAACCAAGACAUCAGAAAAUGGGAAGGUAAGAGAUUUGGAAGGAAAAAUAUAGGACUUUUUUGGAAUUAGGCCUAGUGUAAUAUAAUUUUUGAACAAGAAAUUUUAUUUUUGGGUUAGAAGGUCAAAAGAAAGAGGAAAUUUAAAUAGAGGAGGGAUUAAUGAACUUCUAAAUAGAAGAUGAGAUAUAGAAACAUACAAUAUUUUUUAUGUUAAGACCUAGUGUAAUAUAAUUUUUGAUCGAAAAAUGGAAUUUUUGUGUUAGAAAGUGAAAAGAAAGAUGAAAUUUAAAUAGAGGAGAGAUUAUUGAACUUCUAAAUUGAAAGUGGGAAGUUGAGUUAUAGAAACAUACAAUAUUUUUUGUGGCAAGACCUAGUGUAAUAUAAUUUUUGAUCGAAAAACUUAAUUUUUGUUUUGGAAUCUAAAAAAUGAGCGGAAAUAAGAGUUGAUACUACGAGUUUAAGGGGUUAUUUCUUGUUUUUCGAUGUUUAAAAUGAGUAUUUCCAGUGCUUCCACAUCAAAUUCAUCCCCGCCUCCACCUGAACCCCCAAUCGAUUAUGAUGACCCCAGAGCAAACAGGUCGAAUCGCCAACAGGCGGAACGGGGUUCAAUCGUAUCCGGAGCCUCCUCCACAACAUCUCCCCGGCUCUCAAAGCACAUUGGCGACGUAUAUCAAGAGCCGAUUUCCUCGAUAUCAGCCAUUGAUAAUGACCCCCGACUUCGACGCCCCACAGACCCAACGCAGUCCACCUCGGCCGACGAAAAAGAGAAUCGACCGGUCGAGAGGGUCGAUGGGAAGAUCCAGGUGGAAGGAAUUCAGCCUCAGAUCAAGUCCAUGUUGCACAGACAACAACCAAACAGGGCUACGGUCACGCGAAAAACGAGGACGUAUAUGGUCGAUGGAGUACAAGUAACCAGCACAACUUUGCAUGUGUUAGGAGCUCAGCAGGAUUAUGCAAUGAGGUUGGUUUAGGGGAAUUUUGAGGGAGUUUUGAAAGUUUUGAACGGGAUUUUGGCUUAUAUUACACAUGGUUUAGAAAGAAGGAACUUCAAGAAUUAAAACGACUUCAACGACAAGAAGCCAGGGAUCGACAGUUGUUGAACGAACGAAAUGAACAGGAGAGGGAAACUCAGGACAGGAAAUUUGCAGAUCUCCGAUAUGUAAGUGAAAAUGAAAUUUUUUGAAGGAAUAUUGAGGGAAAUUGAUGAUUUUUUUGUGUUUUUAGAACGUGAUCAAAUCUUAUGACGCCGAAAUGGAGCAAUUAUGCAAGCUGCAAAAGAAAAAGAUGGAAGAAUUAGAGAGAUUGCAGGAAGAAGAGAAGAAACAGGUCGCCAAAAAUAUCAAACAAGUCCAUGAGAAGGAGUACAGGGACUUCCAAGUUCAUCAAAGAGAGGAAAUGAAGCGCCUAAAAUACGAGACCGAUCUCCUACCGAAAAGUCAAAGAAAAGACGCCCUCAGGCAUCGAAAGGACCAACUGGAACAUAUCCAAGCGGAAAGGGUAAGAGAUUUUCAGGUUUUUGUCAAAUUUAUAUUGUUGUAGGUGAUUUGAUGGAGAAAUUUGAAAUUUUUUUGAUUUCGAAAGUUUUUAUGGGUAGUGGAAAGGUUUUUAUUUUUACUAUUUUUUUAGGAGAACUCAUUCUUCGCUCAACGACGGCGCGCUGCCGAAAAGAUUAUGGAAAAUCUGCAAAGACAGCAUCAGGAGGCCCUGGCACGGCUGGACCGUCAGUUCUUGAAGGAUAAACACGAUCUGCAGAGAACGGUGGAGUCUACGCUCUGGGAACAGGAGCGACAGCAGAUGAAAGAGAGGUUCGGAUUGAGACGGCAACAGUUGAAGGUGAGAUUUUGAGAUUUUUUUUUUUUUUUUUUUGAUUUUUUUAUAUUGUACUUGAUAUGAGGUUGAAAAAUUGUAGAAUUUAUUUGAAUUUGGGGAGUAUUUGAAUUAAACUUGAUAUUAUUCUAGGGUAACUUUAACAACCAACGCUACUUGAUGCAACAACGCCAUGCCCUCGAGCAAGAGCACAUCCAAAAAGCUCAUCAAGCCUCCGAAGAACUGUUGGUUCGAUCCCUCACCGCCGCCAGAAAGCAUAUGCCGAAAACGUUGAGAAAUGAAAGCAAGACGAGGGUGCAAAUGUUUAGAGAGUCGUUGCGGAUCAACUAUCCGGUAAGUUUAUUCAAAUUAUUAUUGGAUCUUUGACCUUGUAUACAGGGUGUCCCAAAAAAAAUGCAUGUUUUUUCCAUGGGUCCUGACGCGAAAAUAUUUAGGUCAGGCCAAAAGAUUUUUGUACUGCUAAAAUCUCCGUGUUUUUCUGCCCUAGUCAUUUCAGUUUUGUGUUCAUAUCGAUUAAGUAGCAUGGUUUUUUAAAAUGUCAAACAAAGGAACUGCGAUUUUGUCACUAUUUUUGAGCCGUUCAAGUUGUAAAUUUGCCCAGUAUAGAAAGGACGUUGUGUCAAAAGUAAUCACGCGAUGUAAGGAGCUUGAUAACGAUAGUAAGCGUCCAGGACGUAAAAGAAAACGCACCGCCAGCGGUUCUGUCAACCGGGAGAUCACCAACAGCAAAGCGCUAUUUUCAAGAAAAAUUUGCCUGUGAGAUCAGCAUCAGCGACCGAUCGGUCACCCAAAUAGUCUAUGAUGAGCUACGCCUCACGCUGUAUAAGGUGUAAAAAGCUCAGAUCUUUAAAGUAGACGGCAAGUGCGUGCGGCGCGAAAAAUGUCGAAAACUCAAGGGCUGGGCCGCAACUCACAGACGUGAGCGCAUUCGUUCGUGGUUCAACAUUUGGCGGAUGCACAACGACCAGAACGAUUGGAUCUUCUUAGAUGAAGCCCUCGGCACGUCGGCUAACGUCGAAACCCCUCAAAAUUUGGGCCGUCAUCGCCUAAGGCGGAAUUUGUGCCAGCGGCAAGAAUUCCAUGGUUUUUGCGGAUCAAAGGGGCACAAUUCUAGCGCCGCGUUAAUUUCGAUUUUCUCGUACUUCUGUUAACUCAGAAGAGCAUUGGCAAUGCAAAUUUGGUGGUUCAGCUAGACUCAGCGCCGGCUAACAAGGCAAAAUCGACUCACGACCCGGAAUGGGACCGAUUUUCCCGAUUUUAUCCCGUCUGAAAAAUGACCGUCUGCUCGCCGGAUCUGAAUCCGAUGGACUAUAAAUUUUUCUCAAUAAUGGGCCAACGCCUGUACUACACGUUACAAAAGUUUGGAGUCGCAAAGUAAUCGUUGCGCCAAGAACGGGACCGAUUUCCCCGAAAAGAGCUGCGGCCCCGAGCCCAAAAUUUUAAGUCACGUUUGGAGCUCUAUAUCGCCUCCAAAGGCAGCCACUCUGAAACCGGCUUGACAUGUUAUCAAUAACCCUCUAUGUUACUGAUAUCCAUCGUUAGUUUUGCUAAAUUUUGUUUGGUAUAUAAAAUGUAGCCAUAAAAAUAACAUGCAUUUUUUUUGGGACACCCUGUAAUAUAAAAAUUGUAAUGAAAUAGGGGUGAUUUUAGAGUUUAAAAGGAAAGAAAUUAUUUUUUUUCCUUUCAGAAUGAAUCUUCAAACCAAUGGCAUGAUCGAAUCCGCGAAUUCGAGGAAAACGAAAAACGAAGCAUCCGCCAAAAAUUGGACGAAUAUGAUCUCAAAUGCAAACGAAGGCUGGAAGAGCUCAAAGAGAACAAUGAAAUGGCUCAAAGAGAAUUAGAACAGAUCCAGGUGAGGAUUUUAAAAUAGAUUUUUUGAUUAAAUUUAUAUUACAAUGGAGCAAAAAAAAUAUUUUCAGACGGAAAAGUCGGAGAUGAUCCUCAAAAGCGAAGAACAGAAGGUGGCCGAGUACGAAGAGGAAUACCAACAACUUCUGGCCGACUGGGAGCAACAACUCCCCUUCCGGAAACGAGUACGUUCACCCCCGAAGUCUCUGCCCCAGUCUCCGCUCUCUGAACGCUCCUCUUUCCAUUUCUCUCAACACUCGAGUCCCAGUCUCUCCAGGUCUUCUCAACAUCUCGGCUCGCACAGGCAAAUGGUAGGGCUUGGAUAAGGCCUGUAAAAAAAGAUUUGAAACUGGGUGACUUUAACUGGGAUAAGAUAAAGUUUAGGGGAAAUUAGAGGUGUAUUUGGCUGAAGAAACGGUGGGAAUUUAGAAUAAUAGGGGUUUUAGAUCUAUUAGGAACUGUUGGAGAUAGGAGUAGGGUGAAAUUGAGGGUGUGGUAAGGAUCGACCAAAAAAAAUUUUUUUAAAUUUUUCGUACCUAGUCGAUUUUUUAGACUGAAAAAAACGAUGUUAGGAGGAUAUUUAUUCAAAAUGGGGCUAAAUUUUGAAGUUGCUGUGAUAUUAAUUUUGGUCGGAAAUUUUACCUUUGGAUUUUACACUAGGCAACAAAAUCAAAGAAAAAAAUGUUUUUUUUGUCUUUUUUUGUCUCAUAAUUUACGUGUCUUAUCUGUCCAGACCGCCGAAGAGCCCUUGUCUUCCCGUCUCAAUCCAAAUUACACUCUGGCCUUGAGUCUCCGCCAUCGUCUUCGCCGUCUCGGCGAUCGCUUCGAAGAAGAGGCAACUUCUCACACGUCUUCCCCAAGAACAAGUGCUAAUACAAGCUUUGCGGAGAUGGAAAAUCCCGACGCAACGACCAGUAGAUCGGAGAAAAGUCCAAUUGGAAGACAGCAGAGUGAAAAGUUGAGAAAAAGUGCUGGGGUAACAAGAAAUGCAAGUGACAUGGAAAGAAGAGAGGGUCUAAAAACAUUUAUGAGCCCAAAUAUGGGCGAAAGAAAGCUGGUACUCCCGGAACACAGCAAAUGGGAUAAGUUGGCGAGAAAAGGAAGCGGUCCAUUGGAAUGGAACCCUCGAUUUGGCCUAAGUCAGCGUAGUGAACCCGGAAGAGCGCUGGAUAGACAAGCCAGCACCAGAUCAGACCGCUCGGAGGGAAGAAUAAGAAACAACAGGAGCUUUGGAUUGGACAGGAUCAGCGAGGAUCGUCUGGACUUUGAAGGGGAUCAGGUUGAGAAAAAAGUUCAUCCCAGAAGUGCCAAGUAUAAUAUAUCGUGGAAAACCGGAGUAGAAAUUGAUGAGAAGGAGUGUAAUCAGUCGAGAGGACUUCGAAGUCCUAGCCUGCGGUGUAAGCAUGAAUUGGAAACAGAUUCUCCGGGUUCAAAUCCAUUAGAUCAGUUUAGUACACCAAGAAGAAUUGGCAGAAGAAAGACUGAAGAAAUUGGACAAUAUUUCGAAAGAGAAGGAGAAAAGAAGGCUCCGUUGAGAAGAAAUGGACAGUCAAUGACCCUCCCAAGACACCAUUUCGACAGCACGAUGGAGGAAAGCAUCCUCGAAGAACAUAACUUAUCCUUGAGAUCUCUGAGAAGUCUGAACUCUUCCUUCGUCCAAUGGAUCAGGAAAAAGUUUAGCAAUAGCGACAAUUAGAGGUGCAGAGGAGCGCCGACGCUGUUUACAAGGAAAUUAGAAUAGUUGUGGAUGUGAUAGUUAGACAAUAUUAGAAUAGAUGUGUAAAGUAUAAUAUUAGACUUUAAUUUAUGAUUGUUGUUUGUGGCAAGAGCUUAGAGCGAUGGAAUAGAUGUCAUUUAGAAUUCUAUGUUGUUAAAAGAAUAGUAAUAUGGUUACUGUUCCCUGAGUUGAAUGUUGUUUUAUAUCCAUAUCAAAGACCCCUCUCCCAUCUGUCGAUCUCGAUAAUUUUCAUGUAAUAAAUUUAUGAUUCCGAACUCUCUUGGUCUUAUUGUCUCAUAUACUGUCUAUGAAUCGAAAGUUGAACUCGAAAUUGGUAACCAUUCGCUUUUAGGAACUGGAAGAUCGGUUCCAGAAAGAAAUCCGCGACCAGGAACUGUUCUACGCCCCACCCAACAGCGCUCAACUACCCCCUCUGGGCAUGGAGAAGGCCGACGAAAUCUCCCACUAAUCCAUCCCCCCAACAACCAGUGCCUCACAAAUUUUUACAUAUUUAUAUUGUAAUUAUAUUGCUCUUGUUGACUCUUCAUAAAUAUUGUCCGAAAAUAAGUUUUGAGCAAUUUUGCGACACCUUUGGAAAUGCAAAGAUCAAUCCAGAAUUUUGACGUGAAAAUGAGUUGAAAAAUUGAUUUUCAAAUCGAAUUUUUGUAUUUUUUACCGGUAUAAAAGCCACGGAAAGCUGAAGAAAAUUCAUUGCAAAAGCCGCAGUUUGAAUCAGCGCAGUCGACGAGAGUCUUCGUUCCAUUGGAUUGGUCGGAUCAACAAAACGGAUCAGGUCAUUCCGUAGCAACGGCAUUCUUGGUAAGUUCCGGACAUGAACUUAGGCAUGAAGUGGAAGAUUUGGGCGAUGUAGAAGAACCUAUUGUUAAAGAGUGCUAAAAAAACCUAUGAAUUAAGAAUUUUACUUAGUGCUGACCUCUGAAAACGUAUUCUCCCCGAAAUUACUGUAGUUUCCGCGGUUUGCAGAGAAGUCUAGGGCGCGGGCUGCGGACUGGGAUACUGCUUUUUUUCGUCGAAUCCGCGGAUUCAUCGACUAGUCGGUGAAAGCAUGCUAUUUUAUAUCUUAUUCCACGGCAUUCCUGUCCUAAGUGCUACAGAAUAUCGCCUACGAUCACAUUUUCUCCAUCCACGAACUUUGGCUCUCAUGGAGAAGAUAAAAUUCGCCUGUUUCCAACAGCCGACCAUGCUUUUAGAGUUGUCGUUUGAGAGUAGCCAAAAUGGUGUCCAUGCCAUUCAUUAUGUUGGUUUUCCUGCUGUCAAGCACUUCAUUCGUCCAUUCCGCGCCCUGUUCCGAAGCCGGACUUGACGGAGUCAACGGAUAUCUGCUUUAUCGCACGGAAGAAAAACUGGUGUUAUAUCACCAAGUGUCAAAAGGAGAGAAGAGUAAGAUUACGGGGCAAUUUGCUGUUUGUUGGAUAAUGUUUCGGUGUUCCACGUAAGAUUUUACGAUACGCUUUUAGAGAAAUGCCCUGAUAAAAUCAAAUUUCCGAAUCCGAGUAGACUGCGGAACUUCGAGCUCCAUUCGUUUUUCUACGAGAACAACGAAUUCGUUGUUGUAAUUGCGGAAGAGGAUCUUGGGAACAACUUGACGAAGACGCAUUUUACGAGUUUCUCCGGGUCAGUUGAUAUUAUUUUUAUUUUCUAAAUUUAGGUACGCCAUUUGAGUAUCCAUUAUCUGGCGGUUUUAUUCAGAGGUUUGUUUCAGAGCUGGAUGUUUGACCUACGACGAAGCGAACUAUCUGCAGAUGGAAGGCCCUAUUUCAGCGAUGAAUGCGAUCUGCACCAAGGAUAAGAAGUUCAGUGCAUGCAGAGGGGACAAUGGAAAACCAUGCUCAGACGAUGUAAGAAGGACACUCCAUAGACUUUAUGAGACUUUAUUUUGCUAUUAAGAUCGUUAAAAAAAACUCUUCUUCCAGAAAGACUUCUACAAGAAUAUCAGAUAUGUCCAUGGAAAUUGCGCUUAUGGCCCACUGAGGUUCCUCAGGUAUAGCUCACAAUUGGCAAAUUGUCGAGAUGGCUUGUGCGUUUUGGAUACUGCCAGCCAAAAACUGUCACAAAGAAUUGUUUCCAAACAAGUGAGUCAAGUUAUAUUGUACUUGACCUUGAAAUUUUAGUGUCAAAAGCUUAUUGCGGUCCAUGGACCCACUACGCUGUGCCGGAACGGUGACGAGUUGAUCGUAAAUGCUUUGUGAGUAUAGUUUCUUGUUGUUUUUUGAUUUUUAGAGUGCAUUUGGGAAAGUUAGCUCCGUUCGUUAUCAAGUUUUAUCAUUACGGUAAUUUCUUUCAGUAAUGAGCGUGUUUGCGUUCGCAAGCUUGGCCUGAAUUCGGAGCUGCAUUAUGAGGGCGAACUGGUCGCUUACACUUUGGAUCUGGCAGCAUUCAGCAAAAAGGCCGAGGCUGUAAUUGAAGAAGUUGCAAAUUUGACAGCGUCUUGUCCACCCUAUGAUGACGUGAAAAUGUUGUUCACUUAUGGAAUUCAUUUCGCUAAAUAUAAACCAAAGCUGCCUUCCCCUGCUUCUGGAUGGUGUACUGAGUGGGUUUUGAGAGAAUUUUUGACAUUAUUUUUGGUCUGGAUGUUACUUUAUAACUGAUGAUUGUUUUUUGUAAUUUUACUUGAAACCUUUGCAAUUUUUUAGUGAAGUCGAGCCAUUUGUGAAGUACGGAUCAAUGGUUUCGGCUACGAUUGCAAUUUUGUUGACUAUGAGUUGUUGCGGAGCCAUCAUUGGGGUCAGAGUCUCGACCAGGAUGAUGAUCAAGGAGGGAAAACCUCUGCCACCCAAGCCUUGGGGUGAGUUCUUGGCCUGAUUUUGGAAAAGUUUUGACAAGAGCUUUGUCAAUUUUGCGGAUUUUUAUUUUUUGCCUUCAAUAUAAUUUUCUAAAUAAUUUUUAUUGUAUUUCAGAGAAGAAACGCGGUGGGCAGAACAGUCUGAUGACCGUGGGUGUGACUGAGUCUCCUUCGGCGUAUGGAACAGUGGCUACCGAAGCCACUGAAGCCACCGAAAUUAUCCCUACGUCAAGUGCUGCUCCUCCGGACAGUGGAUCCAAAAAGCGCCAAUGA